AUGCCAUCACUUUCGUGUGGGGAGUCGCCUAAGGACUUACAAGCCAGGGGUAGUGGUCAUGUCUUUUGGAGCAUUCUGGAGCAUAUGGGACAUGAGGAGCAUGGAGGGACUUGGCACAUGGAAGCAGCUCAACUGGAUACGCAAAGGAAGAAGGGAGAAGCCAUCUUGAAGACCAGCUCGACCGUCUACUCGACCAACCGGUCGAGUUCCUCAACUCGACCGGCCAAGCUUCAACUCGAUCGAGCUGGAAGUCAAAGUCAAACCCGAAAAAUGUUGCUUCCCCCUUGA
Messenger RNA from Microthlaspi erraticum, 288 nucleotides. NCBI's taxonomy places the organism in Eukaryota, Viridiplantae, Streptophyta, Magnoliopsida, Brassicales, Brassicaceae. The record is from the annotation of a GenBank genome assembly.